UUUUAAGCAUGAACACACAUUGUGCUCUUCGUAUAUAAAGGCACAGCCCCUCUAAAAUUAGCGCCACAAACUAAUACGCUUCCCUAAAAGAAGAAGAAAAGAAAAAAGAAAGAUGAAGCCUCAUUCCUUCCUCUUGCUCUUCAUCUUCCUCAUCACCAUAUUCAUAACCAACAAUCUUCUGGUGACAUCUCAAUCACCUUCUCCGCCAGCCGAAACACCGCUAAACAAGCGGAACAAUGACACCAUUUACAAGGUCUCCAAGCAGCUAUGCUGGGGUUGCAUUGGGGAGGCACUCCAGUUCCUGUACGCGCACAACCUAGUGAGGGCAUCUAAGUGGGAGCUGCCACUGACAUGGGACUCCCAGCUAGAGAGGUACGCCAGGUGGUGGGCUGGAACAAGAAAACAGGACUGCCAGUUGGAACACUCGUUUCCAGAAGGUGAUUUCAAGCUGGGGGAGAACAUAUACUGGGGAAGUGGCACAGCCUGGACGCCAAGGGAUGCUGUCAGUGCAUGGGCGAGUGAGGAGAAGUACUAUACCUACGCAACAAACUCAUGUGAAGAGGGACAAAUGUGUGGCCACUAUACACAGAUUGUGUGGAAGACGACAAGGAGAAUUGGGUGUGCUCGUGUUGUUUGUGAUGAUGGAGAUGUGUUUAUGACAUGUAAUUAUGAUCCUCCUGGUAAUUAUAUUGGGGAAAAGCCUUACUAACACUAUAAUUAAGCAUGGUUUUUGAUCAGAUGACAUGGGUGUCACUUAAGUUACUUGUGUAGGAUGGUAUAAUUUUUAAAAGAUAGCUAGACAUAAUUAUAUGUUGGGAAUGGAUUGUCACAAAUGUUUGGUGUGAAUUACUUGAAUAAAGUCAGAUAAUGUCAUAUAUGAUGGGUAGCCAAAAAGACAAGAAUUUAUAGCAUAUGUUGUGUUUGUUUAUGGUA
Messenger RNA from Ricinus communis (castor bean), 933 nucleotides. RefSeq names its product pathogenesis-related protein PR-1. The record is from RefSeq and is a predicted model, not a curated record. Gene Ontology annotation, cellular component: extracellular region. The transcript has a single exon. Bases 113 to 709 code for a protein of 198 amino acids. Lineage: Eukaryota; Viridiplantae; Streptophyta; Magnoliopsida; Malpighiales; Euphorbiaceae.